AAACCCCAAUACACAAAGCUCAACCCGGAAGCAGUUGUAUAUCCAGAUAUCCACAAGCAAGAACAGCUUCACGGUCGCGUUGUGGCAAUUUAAAACGCAAAAUUCUGGGACGUAUCCCCUGUUUUAAACCUACAAGGGGCAUCUGGAAGCCUUUGACACCAUGGCCUCUCUCCUGUUGAAGCACGUGGCUACCUCUCUGACCCGCCAAAUGGCCAAGAUGAGCCGGUUAAAUGGGGCCGCCUCCUCUCCAGCAGCUAGUGCCUACAGAUGUCUCAGCACCCUCACCGCAGUUCCCCGCACACUACUCCGCUCAUCAACCAGAAUCGGCUCCAUCCAGCCCCCCUUGUCUGGCUCCUCUUCUCAGUGCGGACCAUCUCUGUUGGGACAGUGUCAGCAUCUUCCCUGCAUCCAGCCCUCUGCGGGGAUGAAAACCAAGUCUGCCCUGAAGAGGCGCUGCAAAGACUGUUUCAUUGUUCGACGGAGGGGCCGUUUGUUUGUGUUCUGCAAGACCAAUCCGAGACACAAGCAGAGGCAGGGCUAAAAUGUUGAAGGAGUAAUGAGAAGUUUGCUUUGAGAUUUAGAAUUUAGGAAUUUAGAAGAACUGUGAAGCAGAAAUAAAUUGUUUGGAUGAAGAAUGUGCAUAGCA
Molecule: messenger RNA, 646 nt
Organism: Perca fluviatilis (European perch)
Lineage: Eukaryota; Metazoa; Chordata; Actinopteri; Perciformes; Percidae
Gene: mrpl36
Product: mitochondrial ribosomal protein L36
Exons: 2
Coding region: 161-541 (126 amino acids)
Biological process (GO): translation; ribosome biogenesis
Cellular component (GO): ribosome; mitochondrial large ribosomal subunit
Molecular function (GO): structural constituent of ribosome
Source: RefSeq, a predicted model, not a curated record